UCAGACAUCUAGAGAGAGAAGAGAGAGGGCGCCUGUUCAUCGCGGUUCAUCCAAUGGUGAGGAGCUGACAGAGUCGCUAUGGUGACGAGAUAGUUUCGACAGAGGCGGUGAUGGGUUGACAGGUGCGUGACAGUCUCGUCUGUGCAAGCAUGUACGCCAAAGGCAAGAACAGCGUGCCAUCGGAUAGUCAAGCCCGAGAAAAGUUAGCUCUGUAUGUGUACGAAUAUCUGCUACAUGUGGGAGCUCAGAAAUCAGCGCAGACCUUCCUGUCAGAGAUCCGAUGGGAGAAGAACAUAACAUUAGGAGAGCCUCCAGGGUUCUUACACUCAUGGUGGUGUGUUUUCUGGGACCUCUACUGUGCUGCUCCUGAGAGGAGAGAAACCUGUGAGCAUUCAAGUGAAGCCAAAGCUUUUCAUGACUAUAGUGCAGCAGCGACACAAAGUCCGGUGAUUGGAAGUCCUCCUGGAGAUGGUAUGCCUUUGCCCCCAGGAUUUUUUCAGCAGUUUAUGUCUCCUCGAUACCCAGGUGGGCCCAGAGGUUCUCUAAGAAUACCCAGUCAGGCUUUGGGGCCUGGGAACCAGAUGCUCCUACCCAGUGGGAUGGAUCUUACAAGGCAGCCAGGCCCUCCCAACAUGAGUGGGCCCAUGCAGCGGAUCACCCCUCGAGGAAUGGUUCCUAUUGGACCACAGAACUAUAGUGGUGGGAUGAGACCUCCCGUAAAUGCCAUAAUGGGACCCGGGAUGCCUGGGAUUAACAUGGGUCUUGCAGGAGGAAGACCAUGGCCAAAUCCUCCAAAUAACAAUUCGAUCCCUUAUUCAUCUGCAUCUCCAGGCAGUUAUUCAGGUCCCCCAGCAGGAGGCGGCCCUCCAGGCACACCCAUCAUGCCCAGUCCUGCAGAGUCAAACAACUCGAGUGACAACAUGUACAGCUUGAUCAGCUCAGUCCCUCCAAAUGGAAACAGACCGAAUUUUCCAUUGGGUUCGGGUCCUGAUGGCCCAAUAGGCAGCAUGGCAAGCAUGGAGCCUCAUCAUAUGAAUGGUUCAUUAGCAGGAUCUGGUGACAUUGAAAGCCUCCCAAAGAGCUCACCAGGAAACCUCAGCAUGAAUAAUCAGCCUGGCACACCAAGAGAUGAUGGAGAAAUGGGCGGCAACUUCCUCAACCCAUUUCAUAGUGAAAGCUAUUCUCCAAACAUGACAAUGAGUGUGUGAGAGGACAGCGCAGGAGUAAUUUUCACCGUGUUCAGCAAAAAACUGAAUCUUCUCCCAGCAGACUAUUUCGAUUUUCUACUCAUUUUGUUUUUGGUGAACUGUUUUGAAUUAGUGACGUCAUCCUACACCAAAUCUGAAUAAACAUAAGCAAGCCAUGAAAGAAAGCUGAAACACCUAGAAGAAGCUUUUUCAACAUUCCAUGGUUAAUAUGUCCCGUCUCCUGUUUGGGCAUAAUACAUUUUUACAAGUAUUUUUUAUGUACCUUUUUUAUGUAAAAGCUUUUUUUUUCUGUCCUAAAAUCCCAAGAAGCCCUCAGUAUCUCAUAUAGUGACUUCCUCCACUGUUAGAUCAUUUACACAAUUAUACCUUGUUAUGAUUGAACAGCAGAAAAAAAUAUUUUUGUUGUUGAUUGAACGAAACUUGAUAUUUCAAGGCCUUCACGUUAUUUUCCCAUUUAGACGAGGAUUUGAUCAGACAACGGUUACUGACAAAAUCGUGCUUUAUCAAACGCAUUUGGGCAAACCAAAGUUUGGCUUGAUUUCAGUUGUGCUUUGAAACAAGACAAAUGUACAGUAUAUCCCUAAACAUAAUGGACUAACCCCCAAAUUUUUAGGACUGACCUCAAGAUUUCUUGUCACGUUGGACUUAUUCUUGUAAAUACAGCUGUGAAUCUGUGAAGAAUUUGGAUAUGCUGAUAUAAAAACCAUUUUCACCA
Molecule: messenger RNA, 1923 nt
Organism: Carassius gibelio (silver crucian carp)
Lineage: Eukaryota; Metazoa; Chordata; Actinopteri; Cypriniformes; Cyprinidae
Product: single-stranded DNA-binding protein 2
Exons: 17
Coding region: 150-1208 (352 amino acids)
Biological process (GO): positive regulation of transcription by RNA polymerase II
Cellular component (GO): nucleus
Molecular function (GO): single-stranded DNA binding; protein binding
Source: RefSeq, a predicted model, not a curated record